Paracoccidioides lutzii Pb01 is the source of this 1782-nucleotide messenger RNA. Its product is annotated as T-complex protein 1 subunit theta. The transcript has 3 exons. Gene Ontology annotation, molecular function: ATP-dependent protein folding chaperone; ATP binding; ATP hydrolysis activity. The coding region runs from base 1 to 1782 and encodes 593 amino acids. The record is from RefSeq and is a predicted model, not a curated record. Gene Ontology annotation, biological process: protein folding. Gene Ontology annotation, cellular component: chaperonin-containing T-complex.
AUGUCGUUGUCAAUUCCCAGCGCCCCAAAUGCUGGGCUGUUCAAACAGGGCUAUACAAGCCAUGACGCCGAAGACGGCGCCGUGCUCCGCAAUAUCGAAGCAUGCCGCUCCAUCGCGCAAACAGUACAGACAUCCUUGGGCCCCAACGGCCGCAACAAAAUCAUCAUCAACCACCUGCAAAAGUUGACCCUAACAUCGGACGCCGCCACCAUCCUGCGCGAGCUCGAGGUUGUCCACCCCGCGGCCAAACUGGUUGUCAUGGCUAGCCAGCAGCAAGAGGCCGAGAUGGGCGACGCGACGAAUUUGGUUAUUGUGCUUACGGGCGAGUUGCUGAAGAAGGCGGAGGAGCUGCUGAGGAUGGGGUUGAAAACGAGCGAUAUUGUGCUGGGUUAUGAGAAGGCGCAAGGGCUUGCGUUGAAGUGUUUGGAUGACCUCGAGGUGGAUAGGCUCAAGGAACUACGAUCUACAUCAGAGUUGAGCAAGGCAAUUAGAACUGUCAUUGGGAGCAAACAGUCCGGCUCAGAAGAUAUCCUAGCCCCGCUUGUCGCAGAGGCCGUCCUGACAGUCCUCCCGAAAAAUCCCUCUAACUUCAACGUCGAUAAUGUGCGCGUCGUCAAGAUCAUGGGCGGCAGCCUAGAUCAAUCCCGAGUCGUCAAGGGCAUGGUUUUCGGCCGUGAACCGGACGGAACCAUUAAAAAGGCCAAUAAGGCCAAAGUUGGCGUCUUCAGCUGUCCCAUCGACAUAUCCCAGACAGAAACCAAGGGCACAGUCCUCCUCCACAACGCCCAGGAAAUGCUAGACUACACCAAGGGUGAAGAAGCCCGUCUCGAAGCCACUAUCAAAGAACUCUACGACUCCGGCAUCCGCGUUGUUGUCGCCGGCUCUACCGUCGGCGAGCUAGCAAUGCAUUACCUAAACCGCUUCAACAUCCUUGUCAUCAAGAUCCUCUCCAAAUUCGAACUACGCCGCCUCUGCCGCGUCGUCGGCGCCACGCCCCUCGCCCGCCUCGGUGCCCCCAUGCCCGACGAAAUGGGCUCCAUCGACGUCGUCGAAACGCUCGAGAUAGGCGGUGAUCGCGUCACGGUCUUCAGGCAGGAGGAUGCAGGCGCCGUCACGCGAACAGCCACCAUCGUCCUGCGCGGCGCGACGCAGAACCACCUCGAUGACGUCGAGCGCGCCAUCGACGAUGGCGUCAAUGUCAUUAAGGCCGUGACUAAGGAUCCGCGCCUGGUGCCUGGAGCGGGUGCCACGGAGCUCCAGCUCGUCGAACGCGUGUCUUCCAUUGCGGAUAAGACGCCCGGUCUCCCGCAGUAUGCCAUCCGUAAAUUCGCGGAGGCAUUUGAAGUUAUCCCGCGCACGCUGGCGGAGUCUGCCGGGCUGGAUGCUACGGAGGUUCUAUCGCGUCUGUACACGGCACAUCAGCAGCGUCGAUCAACAGGGGGAAACAAGAAACAACAGGCCGUUAACCAUGCUGUGGGUGGGGAGGAUGAAGAAGAGGAGGAGGAAGAAGGAGAGGAAGAGGAAGAGUCCGAAAACGCCAGCUUGUCUGAGGAUGAGGAGCCAUAUUGGACUACCGGCGUUGAUUUGCAGGCAUCUUCCGCUGCGGGAACGAUCGAUGCGGUCGAGGAGGGGAUAUUGGAUCUACUCGCUUCCAAGGCGUGGGCUAUUAGGUUGGCGACGGAGGCGGCGCGGACGGUGUUGUCGGUUGAUCAGAUUAUUGUGGCGAGGCAGGCGGGGGGCCCGAAACCGCCGGGGCAGAAUCCUAAUUGGGAUGAAGAUUGA